AUGGCACAAUUUCAACCAGCUAGCUGGAACCCUGCUGUGGCAGUCAUAACAUGGCUUCUAAUGAGUGUUACUGCACUAGCGGUCAUAUCCCGACUCGUAACCAAAUGGCUGAUGGUUGGAGGGUUGACAACCGAUGAUGCCCUCAUCGUUACAUCGCUUGCAUUUUCCAUUGGAAAUAGCAUUGCAAUCGCAAUGGCCACUACCCAUGGCUUCGGUAAUCACACCGAUGCGAUCAUAGCAUCCAUGCAAGAGGUUGUGAUGAAGUCGCAGCUCGCCGGGGCACUGCUGUUUAUACUGAGUUUGCUUUGCUCCAAAUUGGCCAUGAUUGUCUUUAUCUGUAGCCUUACGCCAGCUCCCCGAGACCGUGUCCUCGCCCGUGUUGCUCAGGGGCUGGUGACAGUAACUGCAGUGACUGGCCUUUUCGGGACAGCCCUCCAGUGUCAUCUUCCAAGAACCUGGGACUAUCUCAAUGGGCAGUGUAUCGACCGUGCUGCCUGGGUCGUGUUCCUUGCCGUCACGAAUGGGGUAACGGACAUCGUGAUCUUUGUCCAAGCCAUGGUGUUGAUCGUCCAUGUCCAAACUACGUGGAGGAAAAAACUGGUGUUUGCCAGUAUUUUCAUUCCGCGGCUCCUUGUUGUCGCAUCAAGUAUCGCUCAAAUAAUCCUUACCAAAGCCAACACCCCUUCUACUGACCCCUUUAUCAACGCAGCCCCCAGGACAAUCUGCAUGGAGAUCACCCAAUCUCUCAGUAUCGUCACAGCUUGCUGGGGUCAGCUGAAGCCUUUCCUGGUUCGACUCCGUUCUAACGCAUUCUGUCUCCAAAACAACAAAUGGUCCAGUACCACUUAUAACGGCGGGUUACGAGCACCACACACCUCUUCCACAACUAAGGGAGCACUUUCGGAAUCUGGGGGUGAAUUGGUUCUGUCCCCCAUGUAUGGGACAAAGACGAAAAUAUCGACGUCGCGGGCAUCCGCGGAGUGGGAGUCUCAGAGUCAAUCAAGCGAGACGUAUAUCAUCCGGGAAACCAGGACAUGGACUGUGGACCUUCCGACAGCGUCAAGGGUCCCGAUUACGGUGUCAGGGAGCGGUAAUAUUGGGAUGUGA
Molecule: messenger RNA, 1107 nt
Organism: Aspergillus bombycis
Lineage: Eukaryota; Fungi; Ascomycota; Eurotiomycetes; Eurotiales; Aspergillaceae
Exons: 5
Coding region: 1-1107 (368 amino acids)
Source: RefSeq, a predicted model, not a curated record